AUGACAAUUGGAAAUGAGCUUUCCUGGCAACCAGGAUCAAGCGAAAAGCGUCCAUCAUGGCCCGAUCUGAUAACCAUCGACAUUCAAUACACACCCUCAACUCCGUCCGGGAAAUGGCUCUUUGUUGACCGCUCUGAUCGCGAUGAAUACGAUCGCUAUGAGUCCUCAGAUUCCGAUCCACAUGAUGAAUUUCCGGAAUACAUGAGAACGGUACUCGAAGAUCGUAGCGGCAAGCCUUUCCGAGAAGUCAGUGUACCGGGUCUCUUCAAUGAGUUGUAUAUGGCUGUGGGCCAGGCAGCGUUAUUUAUGCCAAAACUGGAAUUUCUGAGCAUGGAAACGGGCUCAUGUUGCAUAUUAUAA
Messenger RNA from Penicillium taxi, 360 nucleotides. RefSeq lists its product as uncharacterized. NCBI's taxonomy places the organism in Eukaryota, Fungi, Ascomycota, Eurotiomycetes, Eurotiales, Aspergillaceae. The record is from RefSeq and is a predicted model, not a curated record. The transcript has a single exon. The coding region runs from base 1 to 360 and encodes 119 amino acids.